Messenger RNA from Vicia faba (fava bean), 543 nucleotides. Lineage: Eukaryota; Viridiplantae; Streptophyta; Magnoliopsida; Fabales; Fabaceae. The record is from the annotation of a GenBank genome assembly.
AUGCGAACAGAGGAGAAUUUAAUCCUCCUUCUCCUUACACCGCCUCUCUUCUUUUUUGACGAUUUCAUUUUCUUCUUCGCAGAACUUCGUCACGGUUUCAACAUCACAGUAUCGCAAUUUUAUUCUUUGAUGUCGAUUUCACUCACUCCAACAUCGAUUGUAUCUCAGCACCAACGUAUUUGUUCCGCUUCAUUUCAAUCUUUACUCUCCACACAAACAGAAGACGUAAAAAGAGUGAAAGAAGAAGGUUUACCUCCCGAAGAAAGUGUCUGGUACCUCUUCGAUGUCGGAGAGGAGCAACAAAAAUCUAGAGAACGUAUUCAGGUGAUUGAAGAUGCAGUUGAUGAGAUGUGUAGAAGACUCAGAGAUAUUUCAGAGAAUGCAGAGCGAGAAUUGAGAUUUAUUUUUGUUAGUUGUGCCAAAACUGUUGGGAAAUUAUGCAGGUUGCUGGUUUUUGGGUUGCUUCUUUUUGUCAUUUUCGAGACUGAUGCAGGGCGGUUGUUUGCUGUUGAUGAACAAGUCAUGAAGUUUAUGAAAUGGUGA